UUGUUUUUUUACCCUAAUAUUUAGAAUCUUAAUGUAAGCUUUUGGAACUUAGUAGGACCAAAGCAAGUUUAAAAUCAGGAAUGGUGUGUUUUUUAGCGUAACUCAUGCACACGAUUAAGUCUUAAGAUUCUACAAAGCGUGUGAAAAAGAUAAUAUGACUGCAGAAAAAGAAGACGAUCGGCUUACUGUUCCAGAAGGCUGGAAAGACAAACCAUUUUCUAAAGAAGACAAUCCGAGAGGUUUACUGGCAGAGAGUUCCUUUUCUGUCCUGUUUCCAAAAUAUCGUGAAAGCUACUUGUCAAAAGUUUGGCCAUUGGUGAAAGAAGUGCUCAAUGAACAUGGCGUUGAACCAGAGAUGGACCUCAUUAAAGGCAGUCUUAGUGUAAAAACAACGAGAAAAACUUACGAUCCAUACAUUAUUAUCAAAGCCAGGGACCUAAUUACAUUGCUAGCUCGUAGUGUUGAUCUAGAGCAGGCUAAAAGGAUUCUAGAUGAUGAUGUUGCUUGUGAUAUAAUAAAAAUAGGCUCCAUGGUGGCUAAAAAAGAAAGAUUUAUUAAACGGCGCAAACGGCUUAUUGGCCCAGGAGGUACAACCCUUAAAGCAAUUGAAUGCCUGACUGAUUGCUAUGUUGCAGUUCAGGGUAACACAGUUGCUGCCUUAGGGCCACAUAAGGGUCUUAAGGAAGUACGGAAAAUAGUUGAAGACUGUAUGAAAAAUAUACACCCUUUUUUUGUUAUUCGUACUAUUAUGGAAAAGCAUGACCUUGCCAAAAAUCCUGAAAUGCGGAAUAUAAACUGGGAACCGUAUUUACCUCAGUACAAGAGUAAAAAUAUAAGUAAACGUAAGCAGCCAUUGAAGAAAAGAAAGAAGAAGGAGUAUACUCCAUUCCCACCCCCUCAGCCUGAAUCUAAAAUUGAUAAAGAGCUUGCGUCUGGGGAGUACUUCCUUAAAGAGAAUGAAAGAAGACAACGUAAGGCAGAAUUGAAAAAGCAGAAACAGAAACAAUCAAAGCAAGACAGGCAACAGAAGCGAGAUAAAUCCUUUAUUGCACCAGAAGAAUCCACUGAACCAGCAAAGAAAAAGGCCAAGGUGGAGACUGAUUCCAAGGUUGAUUUAAAGAAAUUGAAGCAGAAAUUUGGAAAAAUCUCUAAGAAAGCAUGAAUGUUAUCUUUGCAAAUUAUGUUUCACAAGUUAAAGGAUACAAAAUAUUUUAUAAAGUGUAAAAUCCCAGCCGAAAAUGAUUUAUUUAAAGUUAUGAUUAUCUUGCAAUACGUAUCCUUUAAAUAAUUUGUUUUUCAGAUUUUAAAAUAGCAUACCUUUUUUUUAGAUUCACUAGUUCUAAAUUUAACAACCAAUGUUCAUUUGUCCUGGCUGACAUUUUUAAAAAUUUUAUUUACAAGUAAAUAGGACAAAGAGUAUUAGUUUUAUUAAGUUCAUUAUAUAGUUGUAAGAAAGGCAGAAUACAUUUUUCUUUUUUUAGUGAAUUCCUUUUACACACAGCAAUGUGUGGUAGAAACAUGAAUACCGGUAUAAUAGUGGUAAAGCUGGUAUAUGUUGAAAAUCUGUUGAAGAUGAUGUAAUGUUGUAUUUUAAUGUUAAUGAUUGUGAAAUCAAUAAAACCUUUAUAGCAUCAAAUAUACUUGAAAACCUGUCUGUCAAAAUUUCUUUCAGUUGUUGUUCAUAAAGGACUGAUAAAUAUGGCACAUUUAGAUUUAUUACUUACAUAAAACUAAAAGGUAAUAAAUAAUAAACAAGUGAUACCCAAGGUGAAA
This is a messenger RNA of Physella acuta, 1773 nucleotides long. Its product is annotated as KRR1 small subunit processome component homolog. Lineage: Eukaryota; Metazoa; Mollusca; Gastropoda; Physidae. Gene Ontology annotation, molecular function: RNA binding. The record is from RefSeq and is a predicted model, not a curated record. Gene Ontology annotation, cellular component: nucleolus; small-subunit processome.